ACCAUAUAGUCCACUUUAACGUGGAAUAUAAUACACGCGAAAAUAAAUCAUUUAGAUAAAAUUUAUUUAUUUUAAGCACAUUACGUUUAAUAUUAUUACCGAAAACUUUUAUAUAAAGGGCGGUAAAAUAACUGUGAUAUUUCAAAAAUGGGUGCCGAAGUUGGCAUUGGAAGACAAUUCUUGAUUGCGAGUUGCUUAUACUUAGGUCAGUUAAUGUGUGGCUACGGAUUAGGAUGGCCAGCUCCUGUAUUAGCUUCACUGCAGAAUCCAGAGCAAACCAUAUUGGAUACUCCAAUAACUGUCGAACAAGCAUCCUGGAUUGCGUCGUCUAGUUUUGUUGGAUUCCUUACCGGUCCCUACGUCUCUGGGUACCUCUGUAAUGCAGUUGGCAGGAAACCCUGUCUGUACUUUGGUGGCGUAUUCCUAGGUCUCGGGUUCAUGAUCCUGGCAUUAGCCAAACAUAUAGCUGUCAUGUAUGUUGGUAGAGCAGUCGUUGGCUUUGGUACUGGAGUGCUAUUCGUCACAAAUCUUGUGUAUCUUGGAGAGUUGGCAUCAAUACGAAACCGUGGCACUCUUCUCACUCUAACAGGAUUCUCAAGUACUUGUGGUACUCUCAUAGCCUACUCCGUUGGACCAUUUGUGUCGUACGCUGCAAUAUCAUGGAUAGCAUCGGGCAUCGCUGUUGCUUACAUCAUUGGAGUAUUCUUCAUUGUUCCUGAAACUGCUGUAUAUCUUGUCAUGGCAAAUAGAAGAGACGAAGCAAUGGAACUCCUCACAUCACUGGGCAGAAAAGAUGACAUAGAUGAUGUAGUGGCUAAAGCAAAUGAAAAACCAAUUUCAUACAAAGCUCAGAUGGCUGAGAUGUUCACCAUAAAAUCAAAUCAGAAAGCACUAUUUUUGAUUAUUACAUUAAACAUUAUGCAACAACUGAGUGGAAUUAACAUAGUGUUAUCUUUUUCUACGACUAUUUUCGAAAUGACUGGGUCGUCUAUGGAGUCCCAUAUAUCUACCAUAAUUGUUGGAGUCACACAGGUCGGUGCAGCGAGUAUUGCACCUCUAUUUGUAGAUAGAACUGGACGGAGGAUUCUUUUGUUGAUUUCUACUGCAGUCUGUUCUAUAAGCUUGUUUGCCCUUGGUGCUUAUUUCUUCCUUUUCGACAAUGAUUACGACAUCGCUGACGAUCUACAAUGGAUGGCACUGGCAUCAGUAGUACUGUACUUCAUCGCUUAUUUCAGUGGUUUUGGCAUCAUCCCCAACGCGUUCAUUGGUGAAAUGUUUACUGACAACUGCAGAGGAUUCAGUUCCACCUUCACUGUAACUAUAGGCUGGGUUUUUGGCUUCGGUAUAACGGCUGCAUUUGGCUACAUGCUGCCUGCCUGGGGACCCAGCGUGACGUUUUGGAUCUUCGCCGGAGCUAGCGUCUUCGCCUGCUUGUUCAGUGCUAUAUUCGUACCUGAGACCAAAGGAAAGAGCAUGAUGGAAAUUCAAGAGAUCUUAAGUAAAUGAC
Molecule: messenger RNA, 1507 nt
Organism: Spodoptera litura
Lineage: Eukaryota; Metazoa; Arthropoda; Insecta; Lepidoptera; Noctuidae
Product: facilitated trehalose transporter Tret1-like
Biological process (GO): transmembrane transport
Cellular component (GO): membrane
Molecular function (GO): transmembrane transporter activity
Source: RefSeq, a predicted model, not a curated record